GGCAGGCGGGCAAGAUGGCGCCCGGCGAGUGACUGUCUCCGGGUCCCUCCAGCGGCUGCGGAGACGCCGGGGCGGGGAGGGGUUCUGCCCCCGUGCUGCCAGCCUUCCUCCUGGCCCCCGCCUCCCCCCGCUCCCCCGGAGGAGGCCGCCUCCUUCCCUGGCCUCCUUCCACCCCCGGGGGGCGGGCCAGGUUUCCCGGGACACCAUGUCGGACUCGGAGGAGGAGAGCCAGGACCGGCAACUGAAAAUCGUCGUGUUGGGGGACGGCACCUCCGGGAAGACCUCCUUAGCUACGUGUUUUGCUCAAGAAACUUUUGGGAAACAGUACAAACAAACUAUAGGACUGGAUUUCUUUAUGAGAAGGAUAACAUUGCAAGGAAAUCUGAAUGUUACUCUUCAAGUUUGGGACAUAGGAGGGCAGACAAUAGGAGGCAAGAUGUUGGAUAAAUAUAUCUACGGAGCACAGGGGAUCCUCUUGGUAUAUGAUAUCACAAAUUAUCAAAGCUUUGAGAAUUUAGAAGAUUGGUAUACCGUGGUGAAGAAAGUGAGUGAAGAGUCAGAAACUCAUCCACUGGUGGCUUUGGUGGGCAAUAAAAUUGAUUUGGAGCAUAUGAGAACAGUAAAACCUGAAAAACAUCUCCGAUUUUGCCAAGAAAAUGGUUUUAGUAGCCAUUUUGUCUCAGCUAAGACAGGAGACUCUGUCUUCCUGUGUUUUCAGAAAGUUGCUGCAGAAAUCCUUGGCAUCAAAUUAAACAAAGCAGAAAUAGAACAGUCACAGAGGGUGGUGAAGGCAGAUAUUGUAAACUACAGCCAGGAACCUGUGUCGAGAACUGUUAACCGGCCUAGAAGCUCGAUGUGUGCAGUUCAGUGAGCACAUUUUUCUUUUGUAUUGAUGGUCCUGGCUGCCCUUCACCUCUGAGUGGGCCCAGGCUGUCCAGGAGCGUGUUUUAUCAGUGACCAUCUCUGUAGUUCAGCUCACACUUCCCUCCUGCUCCGUCCUCAUUAAGUGCUGCCUCACAGCCGCAGACAGCUCCUGGGAUGGAAAGAAUUCAACUGCGGGACCACACACUUUGAAAUCAAAAUGGAGCGCCCAUUCUCUGGAGUUAGAUUGCAUCAUUGAAAAAGAGUGAUGUUGUUUCUUUAUGUCUUCACUUCUUGUUUCCCUGAUGUAAUUGUUUUUAACCAAAUGUGCAAACCCCAGAUCUUGAUCAUCAGCCAGGAUUUUGCCAUAGCAUGGUUUCAUUCUCCUCUUGGAACUCAAUGUAUGUCAAGGUAUACUUCAGAGUGCAAAUAUUGAAGAAAGUAAUAUAUUUUACCUACAGUUACUUAAGAAGACAUUCCUUUGCUGUUUAUUGAGAGUGAAAUGUAUAAAGUUAUAUCUAACUAAAAAUGCUUGAGAUGAGGCUGUAAUAGAAAUAUUUUUUCAUUUUUUAACAAGGGGCCUAAAUUGUUUAUAUUGUAGUUUGUAACUCACAAAGUAGCGAGUAUUUGAUAUUGUAUUUUUCUUACUGUAUCAUGGUCAUUACAUAUUGUAUCAUAUUCAGCUUAGAUGGCUUUGUGAAUUUUGAUAAAUGUUCCACAUGGACGUUCUUUUACACCCUGCAUAAAAGUGCUCUCAGAACGAGCCCUGCCACCUUGUUGGGUCAGUGUGGAACAGACAGUACCUGAUGUCCAGAUGUUUUUCUCUCACAAAUAAAUUGGUUUAAAUUAC
Messenger RNA from Dipodomys ordii (Ord's kangaroo rat), 1711 nucleotides. RefSeq names its product RAB28, member RAS oncogene family (gene Rab28). The transcript is spliced from 7 exons. Gene Ontology annotation, cellular component: endosome; Golgi apparatus. Gene Ontology annotation, molecular function: GTPase activity; GTP binding. The record is from RefSeq and is a predicted model, not a curated record. NCBI's taxonomy places the organism in Eukaryota, Metazoa, Chordata, Mammalia, Rodentia, Heteromyidae. Bases 206 to 871 code for a protein of 221 amino acids.